Molecule: messenger RNA, 3529 nt
Organism: Dreissena polymorpha
Lineage: Eukaryota; Metazoa; Mollusca; Bivalvia; Myida; Dreissenidae
Exons: 8
Coding region: 191-3079 (962 amino acids)
Biological process (GO): signaling
Cellular component (GO): glutamatergic synapse; postsynaptic specialization
Molecular function (GO): molecular adaptor activity
Source: RefSeq, a predicted model, not a curated record
UUCUCACUGGGAAAUGUGAAAUGCAACUUCUGUUUCACACUGAAUAGAAUAACAGUUUAAGAUCUAUAGUGUUUUUUGUUUGACUUUUUGAAAUGGUUCUGGCAGUUUGGAUCGGAAUCUGAAUUUUAAAAAAUGAAUCAGGAAAUUUAAAGAAGGUUAAAGCAAAAUCAAAGCCCGGCAGCCCUAAGCCAUGGCUCAGGGGGGCCCAGUGUCGAUUCUAGACAAGCGCUCAUCCGACCCAGAAGCCCACAUCGUUCGAGAUAGAAUCACACGCAGCAGGAGCUUGGAUCGAGAGGGACGUUACCAUAGCGAUAUUGACAUAGAGCUUCGCAUACCACAGUGUUACCGAACAAGUUUCAGUGCGGUUUCCGCACCAGUCCGAAGUGUGCGGAAUAGAAGUCGAUCGAAAAGUCCAAGUUCAAGUUGUUUAAAGUAUAGAAAAGACAUGUCUUCUGAGUCGCUUGGAGGGAGGGGUAGAAAGGGUGGUAAGCAUGUAACAUACAGUGACAACGUUGUUGUGAGAGGUUCCGAUGCUAGCGGGACGUUAAGUUUGUCGGAUAGCGGUAAUGAUAGGUCAAGACUAGGUGGUGCAAAUGUGUCGGAUGAUUACUCUUCGCAGUUGAGGGAACUGUCUCAGCAGAUUGUGCAAGAGUAUUCCGCCAAUGACACGAAUAUGGAGGCACGUAUGAACAGUGAACAGAUUCAUUCAUCAAAAACAAAUGCAUCUGAAGCUAACGGGGUCGUUAGACCUCGACUGACUAACAGCUUACAUGUGAUGAAUGACCACAACUCUUCAAGGAAGAGAAUUGUGGUGGAGGAGGAUUAUGAUCAUGACAGAAGUGUUAGUUAUAAUGAUGCCGUAAACAGUUCUUAUUCCGAGGAAGUGAAAACAGCGGCCGACGAAUUAAUCGCUAAGGCCACUGUUUCGGAGAAUCUCAGCCCUGGCGAGACAAAAGAACGUCGUAAUUCUUUGCCGCCGGAUAUCCAAAUCCAAGAAAAGGACAGGAAUAAACUUGAUCCAUCCAAACGAUCCAUCAGUUCCAGCAUUAGCAAUUUUUUCAGACGUAUGUCACCACGUUCAGGGCGUAAAUACAAGAAAGGCAGCCAAUCGAACAUGAGUGCACAAAGUCUGUCAACGUCGGAUAGUUUGGACGGAUCUCUUCAUAAGCAUGCCAGUUCUGGCAGUUUGUCUCGGGGGAAGUUACGCAGAUCUUUCAUGAAACUAAUCGGAAAAUCACCAUCGAAAAAGGACGCAAAUCGAUCCGAAAGUUCCGAAUAUGUUGGGAAGUCUCCAUCAAAACGGGACCCAAAUGCCAAAAGAUCAGAAAGUUCGGAGCCUGUGGGGAAGUCCCCAUUGAAAGCGGAUACCAAUUCGAAACCAGACAGUUCAGACUGUGAGGAAAAGGAUAUCGGCAAAGAGAGUCAGUCACCAGGAUCUGCCUUGUAUAUGAAGUCCAUCGAACAGUCUGCAAAGUCGGACGUUUAUCAGAUGUUCAAAGACAAGCAGAGACCUGGCAGUAAGUCUGAGACCCCAAAAUCUUCAACAAAGCCAACAGCAAUAAAAGCAUCGCCGCUUCAGGCCUCACCUGAUCAGCGUAAAGUUGAGGACGGGAGGAGCAUAAGGCAGAGAUGGCUUGAGGCUAGCAGUCCUGGCGAAAUGACUGGAGACAAAUCAGCUGGGGAUCAAUUCACUGCAAACGAAUCUACACUACUCAGCCCGUUGUCACCAGAUUCGGAGAGGGUGGGAGAUGGCCAUGUUUUGGCAGACGGCAAAUCAGAGACACCAAAUAACACUGAGUCUCGCAUCCAAGCCUCGACUGUCACGCCAGUAAACAGUCCACAGAAACGUGACGAGUACAAACGACGUAUUGAGAAAAGUUCACCACCAAUGACAGUUGUUGACGAUUUCUCCGAAGCGUUCCCAUUCGACACCGUCACAAGAACGCCAUCGUAUCUGCGUAUAAGCAGUGCGGUCAGUGGGUAUGGUCACUACUCGAAAUACUCGGCGUACAGAGGAAUAGAAAAACGGUCACCCUACUCGAGUACUCUGUCCCUGCGGUCGAGUAGGUCUGAUUUGACGACCCCGCAGUCGCCCGUUGAAAUGCCCAUCGGAAAGAUCCCGAAUAUCUCUCGUCCAACGAAUUACCCGCCCUUGAAGAGUGAGGUUCUGUCGCCUCGCAAGGAGAUUUUCGGGGACACUGGUGUAGAGACAUUGACCCCUGUGAAUGGGUCAAAUGAGGGUUCUUUAAAUGGUAGGGACGAUUCCAGUGGAUCGCUAUCUAAGAGUGAAGAUGUAACGAUAGAAGGCAAUGGGCAUAUUGAACUGGUUGAGAAUUUUGUGUCAACUGGAAACCCAGAGAAGGAUGCAGAUUCUUUUCUGUCGGUGACUCAAGCGGAAGAAAAUCGGCUGCUAGGGUUGUGUUCGAACUGCGAGGGGGAAAUGUGUAGCAGUGACGUGCCCGAGGAAGGUCGAGGCAAGAUCCGUGCUGCUGUAGGUAAAGCCAAUCUGCUUAUCAGCCAGAAGUUCCAGCAGUUUCGGGACCUGUGUGAGCAGCACAAGUGUCCAGUUGAGGGAGCCAAGCCCACCAAGUGGGAAGAUCUGCAGGGCUUCUGGGAGAUGGUGAAACUGCAGGUGGACGAUGUACACGACAUGUUCAACGAGAUAGAGAUGCUCAGGAACAACGCCUGGAUCGAGAUUACAGUGCCCUCCCGCCGCAGUUCGUCUGGUUCCCGAUCCAGUCCGAAAUCAAACAGCGUGAACGUGAGCAAUGCCAGCACGCCUUCACAUACACCAGGAUCCAAGCGCAGAGCUCAGCGUGUGAAAGAAACACCAGAAUCCUCACCUGAACGAACCCAGAAAGCCAAGAUGGCCGCCAAAGAGCGCAACGAUGCGCGAAAGAAAUUACUCGCAGAGAAACGUGCUGCAAUGAAGCAGCAGCAGGUGCAACAACAACAGGACGUUGAAAUCUUUGUGCCGGAAAAUGGACAGGUUUCAGAGAUCCCUGAACGUGUUGUAGAGGAGUUGCAGAAUGGUGUAAACGAAAAUAAUGACAAUGAUACAAACGGAACUGAGGUGUGAUAGAGCUCGUAGUUGUUUUGGAGCCGAAGAUUAUUACAAAAUUGUUUUGGAGCCAUUGAUUGUUAUGAUACAACUUAUGGUGUAGUGAAAAUGUUUUAAACUGUUAGUUUUUUUAUUCCACCAUAUUUGUUAGGACUCUUUUGAGAAGAGCUGAUUGAAACUUGUUCUGGUGCUAAAAGGGCAUUUGGUGACAAGAGAUGAAUUGUCUGGAAAGUGGCUUAAAACACUACCAUGUGGAAACAAUAUUUGUGCAAUGAGUCGAAAAGUGUGGCAUAGGGACAUUUUAUGUUGAUAGUAGGAGAAAAAAUAAAAUUGUGUUAAGGGUGAUAACAAUUUCACUGGUAUUUCAUGUGACAUGUAGCGUUAUUUAUAGGAAGUGUUGUGGGUAAAAAUGCAUGUACACUGUGCAUGGAUAUUUUAGAAUAAUAAAUUUGUGACAGGUCAGUCAAA